Molecule: messenger RNA, 3690 nt
Organism: Tachysurus fulvidraco (yellow catfish)
Lineage: Eukaryota; Metazoa; Chordata; Actinopteri; Siluriformes; Bagridae
Exons: 4
Coding region: 1761-2618 (285 amino acids)
Biological process (GO): DNA integration
Source: RefSeq, a predicted model, not a curated record
UUGGUUUGUGUCCUUGGUUAACGACCGCAUCUAAUCCAUGCUAGUUACCCAUAGUUUUUGACAGUUAGGAAAACCGACAAUGUUUGCACUUUGCUGACGGUCCCUUGGAAUCUGUUUCUCAGUCGUCUGUACUUUGUCCACCCCGGAGGAAAGCUGAUUUACAGGAAAAUUGGGUUGUAGCUGCCUCUUUACAUUACUACGAUAAAAAAAAAGAGGUGUUAUUUGUGUAAGAAUACGUCUGCAAAGUGCAAAACCAGAAAAAAUAGACUAUAUAAUAUUAAUUGACUAUAAAGUCAAUUUGAAGUCAAUAACUUCACUGUAAUACACUGUACUGUCACCAAAUUGUCCUGACACUUAUUUGGUAGACAUGUCUUUAUUUAUAAUUUUGAUGAUUUUUUUUUAAUGUGAAAAUAAUUCCAUAACUUGACCAUUAUGGAAAUUAUAUUUAAUAACUUCACUUUAAUACACUGUACUGUCACCAAAUUCAGAUCACACUUCACUGAGGUCCUGACAGGUAUACUACAACACUUAUUUGGGAGAAAUGCCUUUUUGUAUCAUUUUUAUGAUUAUUCAUAAUAAAAAAAAAUCAAUAACUUGGAUAUUCCUUUGGAUAUUCUCCCAGCAAACAAAUCAUUUGAGCCGGUUUACGAGUAACAGAAGAAAUGGCGGUUGCUGUCGUAGAUAAAAUAACUAGAAAAUGGCAUGAAAUAGAAGGGAUUUGUGGGGAACAAGAGCUUCGUUCACUUGAGAGUUGUCUAAGAAAUUUACGUCGUAUUGAACAUUUAUUGUCUCCAGACACACUUGAGGACCUACAACAGAGUCUGGAUGGUCUCAGGACACUGAUGUCUGAAGUUAUGUUACCUGUAACUCAAGGGUUUUCAGCCUCUCGAAUUCAUUCACGUGUGCUUAUUGUGCUUUCAAAUCAAAUCAAAGUUUAUUUAUAGAGCACCUUUUUAAAACAGCAGGUGUUCACCAAAGUGCUGUACAAACAAUAUAAUAUAAACAAUAGAACUAAAAUGCAUAAAAUAAUAAUAAUGAAAUAAAUAAAAACACAAUAAACAAUGCAAUAAAUACAAUAAUAAUUAGUAACAUGGUUAGUAACACAAAGUAGAUACAGGAAGGGAAUAAUAGACGUAACCUAACACUGGUCUCAUGUCCUGUUUUGUCUUUAUGUGAGUGUUGUAUUAAAAUGGACCCAGUCAAAUGGGAAUGUGGAUGUAGAAGAGCUUGGUAAAAAAUAAAUGGGUAAAAAAUUGGCAGCUAUGAAGUCUGUCCCUAAGUGUAAUGACCGCCCCUUCCCUCUCUUUAAGCCAUCACUAGAGGGCAAUAUAGCAAUGUUGGGGAAAAUGAGGUCAGAGGUCGAUGAUUUGCAGCACAAUGUUCCCAUGUUAGCAGAUGCUCAAAAUGCAGAGACAGCGAUGGAUAAGUUCAGAUAUUAAUGGUUUAUUUUCCCCAUAGGAGUGCAGACCGAGGACGACAAGCCAUUCAGGUAACCAGGGACCAAAUGGAUUUUCUUUUGAAGCAAGGCAACACAGUUAAGCAAAAGUUUCGGGAUGCUCCUCCUCAUUUUUAUAUGAGGUCAAAGUUCUUGGUAUACCAGUGAGGAGCAGAUUUUCUGCAAUAGAAAAUGAAGAACUUGAAUAUCAUAUGAUGAGAGCCUUGUUACGUGUGGAUGGAUUGCUGGUUCCAUGACGUAGGGUGCGAGAGAUGUUGGCUCAGGUAAACCCAUCAGCUACUGCUAGGAGCAGCAUUGUAUCAAGAUGUAUCAUGCAUCUUACCCCAACAGCCUUUGGCAUCUAGAUGGAAAUAUGCACUUUAUAAGAUGGGGCUUUGUAGUGCAUGGAGCCAUAGAUGGACAUUCGCGGCUGAUCUCUCAUCUGAAUUGCAACACUGACAACCGUGCCAACAUUGUGCUGUCUCAGCUUCCUAAAGCCACGUGCCUGUAUGGACUGCCGUCCAGAGUCCUAGCAGAUUAUGAUGUUGAGAACCUUCAGGUGGCCUUUUUUAUUAAUCUUUUGCACGGUAUUGAGCACCACAGUUUCAUUACAGGGGAAUUGGUCCACAACCAGAGAAUCAAACAUCUCUGGAGGGAUGUGUUUUUGCAUGUGCUGCAAUCCUUUUACAGCAUGUUCCAUACUCUCGAGGACUCUCACCUUCUGGAUCCAAUAAAUGACAUCCACAAACUUUCUCCUCAAAUAGUUUUUCUUCCCGAGAUUCAAAAAAGCCUUGAGCGCUUUAGGGAGGUCUGGAACAACCAUGCUUUGCGUACAGAAAACAAUCGAACACCCAUUCAAAUCUGGACGGAAGGCAUGCUCUUAAAUAUAGCAAUGGACAGUACUGCACUUAACAAUGUGUUUGGGGAAAAUCCCUACAGAUCACAAAAUUUGGAGGCAGUUCUGACACAACAUGGAAUUGACUCUUUACCCACUACUGAUGAUGUUGAUGAUCUCCCUGUUUUAAUUGAAAGGCAACCUCAAAUCAGUCUGAGUCAACAACAACAGGAGUCAAUCUUUCAUGCUAUUGAUCACAUUUCAGAUUUGAAGAUAAAGUAUCUGACAUGCUGUGCAGAAAUAACACAGCAUCGAGCUUGGAUUGAGCUCCAGACCGAGAGGGAUUGAUGGUUAUUUUGUAUUUCUCCAUUUACAACAGAUUCCUCGUUCUUACCAAGCUUCUUGAUGAUAGUCUUGUAAUCCUUUCUGGCCUUGUGAAGGUCAACAAUCUUGUCCCUGAUGUCCUUUGACAGCUCUUUGGUCUUGCUCAUGGUGCUGAGGUUUGAAUCGAACAUCGAGGUUUUGUGGACAGAUGUCUUUUAUGUACAUAAAGAGUUGUUAGGAGCACUUCUUAAAUUAAUCUGUGUACCACAUUAGCACAUAACCAGUCUGUGGGAGCCAGAGUUAGUUGGUUGAUCUGGAAUCAAAUACUUAUUUUAUACUUGGUGAAAUGCAACAAUUUAUGUAGUGUUUUUUUUUUUGGAUUGAUAUUUUUUGGAUCGAAAAAAAAAUAUACAUUAAUUUGUUUAGUUCAACGGUACCUAUAGUAAACAGCAAAGUUCUGCAAACAUUGUAGAAACUCUAGAAAACAUUAAAUUUAGAACAUUUUUGAUUGAAUCUUUCAAGCAUUUGAGGUGACAGUAAACAAUGUGGAACACUAACAACAAGAAGUUACAAACAGCAGUGGUGUGGCUGAACUAUUACAUUCCCAGACUGUUCAUGGAACUCCAAAACCAGGAGCCUGCAUAAUUCCCUCAAUCAUAUAUUUCUUGAAGGUGUUAUAAUACAUGGUGUGGGCAGGCGGAGGAUUAUUUGGCAGGUAUUUGCCUCUGGAAACAUUUUAUUGGCUUCAUGAAGGAACUUAAUUUGUUGACAGCGUAGAAAUCCAAGGGGAGGCACUACUGAUGCUCCAGAUAUAAACUCCAAUACUUUUUCAAGGGUGACUGUACUACAUUCCCCUUCUGCAACACAACAUCAUUGGGUGAAAACAUUGGGUGUAUUGAAGUAAUUUAUACUGACGUACGUGUCCCUUAGUGACACUUGUUUCUGGAUUGCGUACGAAACCUUUCCACAAUCCCACUAAGAAAUUGUCCUAGAUUGCAUGGGUUAGUGUUGAAAACACAAGAUCAACUAUCAGAGUUGGUCUUACCUUGAACGUAAGUGUCCUUUAAAGUCCCUCGCUCUUCUAACAAAGGAUCCU